Aspergillus melleus is the source of this 3948-nucleotide messenger RNA. RefSeq lists its product as uncharacterized. The transcript has a single exon. The coding region runs from base 1 to 3948 and encodes 1315 amino acids. NCBI's taxonomy places the organism in Eukaryota, Fungi, Ascomycota, Eurotiomycetes, Eurotiales, Aspergillaceae. The record is from RefSeq and is a predicted model, not a curated record. Gene Ontology annotation, molecular function: ATP hydrolysis activity; protein binding.
AUGCCCCUUCGCCAGGUUCGACUGUCCCUAAGGUCGAGGCCUGACUCCAUCCGGACGACUGUUGUAUUCCCCAAUGUGGACUCCCCGGAUGACGACGUAGGUAGUCCUUCCGAAACCAGUCGCGAUGUCUGGGAUGAGGCCUACAUCCAGCUGAGGGUUGAGACUGCCACCGCCGCCGUCAUCGCCGACUAUGAACGUGUAUUGGGGGCAGCUCUUCGUCCCAUCAGCCCGGAACAUGCCCAUGGAUUGGACAGAAAUCCUUCGCGAUGGAUGUCAAGCUUGGACGAGGCCUCUCGGCGUGCGUUAAUCGAGGCACUCGUGACCCGGGGCUGUGAGGCCUUUGAACGAUCCUCGUACGGGCGCAACAUGUUGUCCUUUGUCGCAUUGUCUAUCGAAAAGAUGAAGUCCACCAUUGAAGCCACAGUGGAGACCUGCCCCGCCUCGUCGACCGCAUGGCUGGCGACUUGUUUGCUCGUUGCCCCGAUAAUCAUCAGCAACGUCCAGAAGGCCGAUUUGCAGCCGGGAAUCAACUACGUGAUAUCCAGGAUGCCCUGGUACACGGAACUAACCAAGGUCCCGACAGUGGGUUCGUGGAAGACGCCAGCGCUGCAGGCGGCAGUGACCACCAAGGUCGUCGAGCUGUACAAACUGGUCAUCCGCUAUCUCCUCGCCAGUGCUCGCUUCUACGACCACUCCACCUAUCGUUUUGAACCAAAUUCGGCCAAAUGGGGCAGCUGGGAGACCAUGGUCGCCGAAAUCCAGGCGGCCGAAACAGAGCUGCUGUGGUGCAUACACACGCAUAGCGGCAAGUCGCUGAAGCGUGCGCUCAUCGAAGGUGCCCGACAGGGCGAGCAUAUUAAGAACAUCACCAGCGUCUUCUCGGUCGCCCAGCGGAGAGCCAACCUGAUGGAUAAGAUCAUGCCGGAUGCCCGACUGUCCCACUCCGAAACGUACCACGACUACGUGAAUCAGAUUGCCAACCCCCAUAGCAACACUGGGCAUGGAGUGCUCAGCCACCCGACCUUUACCACCUGGAGCAACGCCGACAGUGGACUCCUCGUCCUUACCGGGCAGCCAGGAACGGGCAAGUCGGUCCUCGCGAAGUAUCUCUUGACGGAGCUGCCCCGAGUACGCCCUACAUCAAUCUGCUCCUUCUUCUUUAAAGACGAUGGCGAACAUAAUAAUCUGAGCACUGCCAUGUAUGAAGUCCUCAACAGCACCCUACAGCAGUGUUCCCAUUUGGACGAUGUGGAAGAAAAGGCAGAACAGGCCACGCGGCACAGCGUGCGACCCGACUCGGACCUGUUCUGGGAGUUGGUAGGGAUUGCCAGUCGAGGGACUCCCCACGGGCGGGUGACCGUAGUCUUGGAUGCUUUGGAUGAGUGCAAGAACGCCCAUCUGGAGACUGCCCUGGAUCGACUAAACCGGUUCCAGUCCAGGUUCCCUGACUCUAACGUGAAGUUCCUUCUCACGACCCGUCCCGUUCCCGGCCUCCUCGAGCGACUAACGAACGGCACCAUUCUCAAUCUUGGUGAGGACGCCGAGUGUCGUGAAUCUAUCAUCGGCGAUAUCGCUCGGGUGGCGCAGGAUCGGGUGGAACGGUUCGCCCGUGAGAGAUGUGUCCGCGAUGAGGGCACAAAAUCGAAAUUACUCCGGCACCUCGAAAUCCACGACAGCGCGAGCUACUUGUUUACCGACCUGCUAUUCGCCUAUCUCUAUUCUCUUCCUGUCCGACCGGGGACAAAUUACUGGUCACGCACAGUCGAUCACCUGCCAAAGAGUGUGAUCGAGAUCUACCGGGCGCUGCUGGACCAGAUCCCCGAGAGCAACCGCGACGACGUGCGAAUCAUGCUAGAACUAGUGCUCGCCACGACCAAACCACUCACCGUCCGGGAGAUGGCCAUUGCACUCGCUCUUCAUAUCGAUGACUGCACGAGCUGUGAUCGGGAAGACGAUUUGGGCUUGCCUGCCGAGGACUUUAAAAACUGGCUUCGCGACACCUGCGGACCGUUCUUCGACGUCUACAACGAUCGCAUCUACUUUGCCCAUCAGACAGUCAGGGAUUACCUCCUUGUGGAAGAACCGAAACAUAGGCCUGCCUGGUUAGAGCAGUUGUCGAUUGAGUCCUGUCACAAGAUGAUGGCCCACAGUUGUUUCGCCUAUCAAUCGCUUCCGUUCAUUAGAAAGAAUAGAUUCAUGUCGAUCGAGGCGUACAUCCAGGCGCCGUUUUACACAAGGAGACAGUACCAUCAGUGGUGCCAAGGGUCGUUUGUAUUUGCAGAGCAUGCGUUUGCCAAGUGGGUGGUUCACGUCAAGAAUUCCAACCGCUCAUCCGACAAGGCAAAGGGACGCGUGAUGGAACAAGCUGAAGGGCAGACGAAGGAAAACGGGGUUCUGAGCCAGGAAGAGGCAGGGUCCGACACGACGGACGAACACGACGCCCAUUCCGAGCAGUCGUCACAAGAGCACGAAGAUUCGAUUAAUGAAACAACCGGAGAAAAGAGGGAAGAUAAGGCCGAAAAGGAGAUUGAAGUGGACGUUGCGCACGACAUCAAGGAGGCUGGAAAGAAUUCAGAGGCUCCACCAGAUGAACCUGUAGUGGAACAGCCUGAUCAGCAGACGGAGGAAUCUGAUGGCCUGAGUCAGACAGAGGCAGGGUCUGAUAAGAUGGACGAGCAGGCCAGGAAAAAUGCUGAGCAGCCACCGGAAGAGCACGAAGAGUCAUUCGAAGAAACGACCAAAGCGAACACAGAAGAUAUCACAGAAAAAGAGACUGAAGUGGAUGCCGCGCAAGGCAUCAAGGAGACCGGGGAGAAUGCAGAGGGUCGUCCAGAGGGACAUGUGAUGGAGCAAGCUGGCGACCAGAAAGACGAGGCAUCGGGACAGACAAAAGGCCGGUCAACCCAGGUGUCCGACGGACGAGAUGAAGGUAUUCUGAUCGAUCAGGUCAAAGAGCUAUUCCCAGAGUUCCGGUUCAAGCUAGCCCUCCCCCUGUUUUGCUGCUCCGGAAUGCCGUCGUCUGUCGACGUCCAGACUUUUGUCGAAAUGCUUCCCGCGAAAAGCCCGGCCCGAGAUAACCUUCUCACCGCGCUUAGUCAAAGCCUAAUGGCCCGAUACUGUCAAUUGGGCGAUAGGGCUGAUCUCAACUAUGGCGCUGAUCUGGCAGAGCAGGUUCUUAAGAGAACACGUCGCGGCCACCCGCAAUUGACCCAGAGACUGGCCACGUUCGAUCAGGGUUUGAACAUGCGGUUUUGGGAUGCGGUGCAUCAUGACGUCCCUAUUACUGGAAAUGAAAUGCGUGAGGCCGACCAAGCUGUCGCCAUCACGCCUACCGGUCAUCCCGGCCGCCCAGCUGCCUUGCAUGAACGUGCGAUUGUUCUUGAAAGACAGUACCAGCGCACCAAGGAUGCCCAGGCCAUCAGCCAGGCUAUUGAGGACAUCUUCAGCGUUGUGAAACUGGUCACCCCGUCAUCGGCCAAACCGCGGUAUUUGGACUAUCUGGCGAACUUGCUGGGACAGCGAUUUCUGGACGGAGGCAACCCUGCGGAUCUCAAUUUGGCUACCCGGGCCGCUGUCGAAGCGGUUGUCACUACGCAGUCAAUCAAUCCCGGCGAUACCAAAGUUGUGGCGAUGCACCGAAGCACCCUCGCCUUUUGGUUAGGGGCCCGGUACAGGAUGACACGGCAGCCGAGCGAUAUCGACAAAGCACUCGAGGUGAUCCGGAUCGCAUUGGACAUCACGCCCGCUGAUGAUCCUAGCCUCCCGAUCUAUCUUUGUAGUCUCGCGCGACGUCUCUACGAACGCUACGAGCAGACCGGCGCAGAAGAAGAUCUUCGCGAGGCUAUUGCGGCCUCGCGUCGCUCCGCACAGCUUAUGUCUACCAAACAUCCCCUUUAUCCAUUCCACCAUCUGUUUCAUCAAGUGCUGAGCACGGAAGAGUGCAGUUAG